Pseudoliparis swirei is the source of this 1722-nucleotide messenger RNA. RefSeq lists its product as uncharacterized. The coding region runs from base 49 to 1449 and encodes 466 amino acids. The transcript has 4 exons. The record is from RefSeq and is a predicted model, not a curated record. NCBI's taxonomy places the organism in Eukaryota, Metazoa, Chordata, Actinopteri, Perciformes, Liparidae.
GUUACCAUUGACAACUUGCCUGAGACUGUUCAUGACUUCCACUCCAUCAUGAAGACCAAACUAGGAUUGGAGGGGGACCUUGUGGUUCAGUAUCAAGACCCUGACUUUGAUAAUGAAUUGUGCACUUUAAGUAGCAUGUCAGAGCUUCCUAAAGAUAAAGCAACUUUGAAAGUGUACACCAAGGCUUGUGAAUCAAAACACAAAGACUCAACCCUAUACACGGCAAGCCUGUCCUCAUCUUCCCUGAAAAGGGGCCCUUGUGGUCGUCAAAGUCGUCAGCUGCCUCAUACAUUUGUCAUUCCUGCUUUUUCUUUUGAUGUGCAGUAUGUUCUGAGGCAAGGAAAUGAAGCUUACCAUAAAGAUGGGACACUUCUUAACAUAUCAAAAUACAUGAAAUCUAACAUCUUAGAGAAGUUAGCAGAAGCUAUAUAUUCCCGCAACCCCUACCCAGGACGUGAAGUGUAUGAUCAUGUGGCCCAAGCUCUCAUCAACAAGCAUCCUUGUCUGAAGGAACCAGGGUCUGUCCACGGGUGGUACUGUUGGAAGUUCAGUCUUAAGUUUAAGAUGGGCAACUUCCGGCAGAAGCUGCGAGUGGCUGGAUGCACCGAGCUCAGACUCAACUCGCAUUCUUCUGGGCGACCUGGGCCAAAAACACUGAAGAGGGCGAGAAAAUCUGAAGUGAAUUUUCUGCCCAAUUUUCCAGAAGGAAAAGCCCAAAGUGAUCUCGACAUGGACAGAUCCACCAUGGUCAUUAAGAUAGAGAAAAGAAAACUUGACUCGAAGCAAAUUGGUGAAAUGAUGAAUGUCACAUUCCCCUUACGGAGAAAAGAGAUUGUUGAAGAAAAAACACUUGUGGCACAAGUCAAAGAAAGAUGGCCAGCCUUGUUUGCUGAACGACAGAUCGAAGCAGAAUUUGCUCGCCUCACAACUUUUGACUUGAAAGGCUCCCUCUUCUCUGGGCUGGACCAGCACCUGCAGAGGUUCCUAGAGCUCUUCAAAGUCAAAAGUGGCACAGUUGGCCUGACCAGGCUCACAAGAUUGCUUGAUGAUGAUAGCUCGACAUGCAAGAAGAGGUCUGCUCUUCUGCUAGGCCUUCCUCAUUAUCUCAAAGAGGAUCCCUUGUGUCUUUUCAAGACUGUGGAGGCCACAGACAAAGAGGACGUAUGGACUGACGGGAUGAACGUUGGCAUUGUGAUGGUGAAAGAAGGAGAAGACAUCACCGACGUGUCAGUGGUGCUUGAGGAAGCAGUCAUCCUGUCUGAUCUGAAGGACCUUCCAAGUGCCGUUGCCAUGCUGAUGGGUUUGCUUUUUGCCCUGAACAUAGACUACCCGAAGGAACUCAAAUACACAUUUGAAGUUAUUCAGAAGGUCCUGAUGAACAUUGGUGGGGGACAGUGUUCCUCACUUGUGCAUGGCUUGAGAAACAGACUCCUGCGAAAAUCCAUGUAGGAUUGUUUUCUGAAGACUCCUCAAAAUUGAGUGUUCAAAUGAGUGUUUAUGUAUAAGUUCAAUGUUAGUUACACAACAUUGAACAGUACAGGUCCAUAAGUUGUCAUUUAAUUGUGUGUUUUGCACAUUUGAAGUUGUUUAUUGUUUACUUUUUGUAUUACUUCAUGAUCAGACUCCUGUGAAAAUCCAAGUACGGUUCUCUGAUGACACACUUGAGUGUUAAAAUUGUUGUUGAUAUAUGUUCAAUGGUAGUUACACAAUAAACUGGUUGGA